Messenger RNA from Scheffersomyces amazonensis, 546 nucleotides. It is a transcript of the gene GCV3, whose product is annotated as glycine decarboxylase subunit H. Gene Ontology annotation, cellular component: glycine cleavage complex; mitochondrion; cytoplasm. NCBI's taxonomy places the organism in Eukaryota, Fungi, Ascomycota, Pichiomycetes, Serinales, Debaryomycetaceae. Gene Ontology annotation, biological process: glycine decarboxylation via glycine cleavage system; protein lipoylation. The coding region runs from base 1 to 546 and encodes 181 amino acids. The transcript has a single exon. The record is from RefSeq and is a predicted model, not a curated record.
AUGUUUAAAACAUUAUUAAGAAGUUCAACUCCAUUAAUUAGAGCAUCUAAAUGUUCAAUUACCCCCAUUUCAUAUUUUUCAACUUCCAGAGUUAUUGCCAAUUCAAUUUCUCAUAAAGUUAAUAAGGAUUCUCAUGUUUAUAAAUAUUUAAAUGAAGGUCCAAAAUCAGUUAAAUAUACUAGUGAACAUGAAUGGUUAGCAACAUUUGAUGAUGAUACUGCAUUUGUUGGUAUAACUAAAUAUGCAUCUGAAGCUCUUGGUGAUGUUACUUUUGUUGAAUUACCUGAAGUUGGUGAUCAAGUUGAAGUUGGUGAUACUAUUGGAUCCGUUGAAUCAGUUAAAUCUGCUUCUGAAAUUUAUUCUCCAGUUGCUGGUGAAGUCAUUAAUGUUAAUUUAAAUUUAGAAUCUGAACCAGCUUUAAUUAAUACUGACCCAAUUGGUAAUGGUUGGAUUGCUCAUAUUAAAUUAAAUAAUGUUGAAGAUGUUGAAGCUUCUGAAGAAUUAUUAACUGAAGAACAAUAUGAAGCUUCUUUAGAACAUGAAUAG